AUGCGAGCUCGAUGCCUUUUUGUCGGCACAGUUCUUCUUGGAUCUGCAGGCUUUUGGUGGAUUUCAGAGUCCCCCAGCUUUGAGUCACUCCGUGCAGGCGUUGCAGGCUCUUUGGCUGAAGCUCCACGAGCAGACUUUGCCGAAGCAGCGCGGGAGAACCGAUCAACUGAGCCUCACCUCGCUAUCGACGGCGACAUCCGAAGCAACGACAGCACGAUCUCGCGUGCUGAGCCUGAGUUGCUAGAGAUUGCUGUUGAACCGUCCACAUCUGUGUCUCAGUCAGCAGCCGACGUGGAGCCGACGACCUCCACGACACCGUGCAUGGAACCUUCGCUUCCUCCAGCGCUGUCAGAUGCCGACGCGGCAAGCCUGAGAGCAGCCGUCAAGAAGAUGACGAAGAAGUGGGGAUAUGAGGAGGCCGAGAAGAACUUCAAGCCGUUCAAAGGUUUGCGCUUUCUGGAUAUUGGUAUGGGCCAAGGACCCAUGGGCGUUGUAGCCAUGGAGGCAGGUGUGCAGUCCUAUUGGGGUUUGGAUCCUGCCCUGUGCAUCAACAAGCCUGCGCGGACGCGCAACAGAAGGAUCGGCAGAACGCCGAGCGAAGGUGAAUGCAAACAACUCCUGGGACCGACGUGCAAAACCACUUGCGCACAGUACCAGCGUUGUAUGACAGCGGCAGCUGAGAAGUACGGCACAUUUCCUGUCACUGGCGUUCAAAUCAUGCAAGCCUUCCCAGGAAAAGUGAUUCUGCUUCCCGGCACUUUCGAAACAAUUCAGCCGACUGGCCUCAUUAAGCGUGGCGACUUCGAUGCGGCCGGCAUGUUUAUGGUCAGCGAGCACUUGCCGGAUAACCGGCUUGUGGUGGAAGGUGUCUUUCAGUGGACGAAGCCUGGUCAGCUGUUCUACAUCAAGCAUCAUAACUACUAUGGUUUCGAUGGCCAUCAUCAAGAGCUGAAGGACCCUUCAGCCUUUGAUCCCAAGAAUGCUGCGCAUCGAGGCGUCGCAUUUUGGAAUCACUUGGAGCCCUCCAGUUGGAUCUUCAACAGCUCCGAUAUGAAUCGGAUCAGACUGGGGGAUCUCAUGGCCUUAGUUCACGUUUACUUCGAAUGCGCCUGGCGUGCAAACAUUGACUUAAAAUGGGCCAAGGCACUUGACGACAGACCGGAGUUGCUUCAAUCGCUCGAGCGACGUGGAUUCGCUCAUGCAGAGCUGCUGGUUAACAAGUGGGCCGGCUCCUGCCAAAGACGCGAGGAAGCUCUGGAUGCCCCCUGGCUGGCAUCACGGAUGUGGUUUCAUCCCCCAUCGAACGGCUCCUAUUCACCGAGGCCUUUUCCCAAAGAGUUCAGUCUCAAGAACCUCGAAUGUGGGCACAGCUUGAAGAAGCACAAGCAGUACCCCCUGGAUGGUAUUCUUUAUUCUCCACCUGGGCGUGGCCAUCGCUUGGCGAAGUACCUCUCUGCAGGUCCUUCGUGCCCAUAG
Molecule: messenger RNA, 1476 nt
Organism: Symbiodinium necroappetens
Lineage: Eukaryota; Dinophyceae; Suessiales; Symbiodiniaceae
Source: the annotation of a GenBank genome assembly